UUUUUCCUUCUCUAAUUUUCCUCCUGAACGGUAGCUUUUUUUUUUUUUUUUUCCAUUAAAACGACGCCACCUAGAGGAGACUAUUUCGUAAAUAAAAAAAAAAAAAAAGAAAUUAAAAUUGAAAAAAAAAAAAAAAAGAGGAAAUAUUUUGCUAUUUUUUAUUUUUCAAGAAAGUUGGGACCGGGGUGCGACUCGGGGCCGGGGUCCCCCCGCCGCGGUCCCCGGGUGCCCCCGGCUCGCCUCGCAAAUUUCAGUUCUGUGCCUUAGGAGGCAAAGCCCAGCUCAUAUGUAAAUGAAAAUUAAGCUGGAAUUUGAAUGAAUUCAGGUUUUUCCCCCACCAUCCCUUUUUCUGGAGGAAAACGGAGCCUGGGAGCAGCAGAGUGCUUGGAAAUGAAAGUAAUUCAAGUUUGAGGUGGGCAGCCCAGGAUGAGCCGCAGUGAAAUGAUGAGUUUGGGAAAGUGGGAGAAUUGCUGUUUCGGAGCAAUUAUGAAUUGUACUUCAUUGUAAUUUUGAACUUGUGCAGCACGCUGUACCAAAUAGAAUUUUUCCUCUGUUUUUUUUUGCUGCGGUGCUUAAAGUUAUUUGUUCCAAAUGAGGAUUUUUUGCAGGAAAAUCAGAGCAUCGAAAAAUUUGCUGUGGACACACCCAAAUUUUUUUUUGUAUUUUUUAUUUUUUUUUGGGUGAUUUUUGGAUUUCAUGCAAAACUGCCCUGAAACAAUGAGGUUCUAAACACAGGCCAGGAAAACACCAGGACAAGCAAAAUGAAGAGUGGGAUGGCAGUUUUAAUUUUGAAUUUCUUGUCUUUUCUGAUGGUUUCUUCCGGCAUAAUUAAAAUAGAGUUUCCACAUCUGAUUUCCCACUUCUUUUGUAAAGAAGAAAAUUUCCAUAGAAGGGUUUUUAGUGUUUUUCCUUCUCUUUUUUAAACACACUGUAACAACUCCGGAUACUGUGGAUCACAGAAACCCAGUAUUUACACAGCUUUAUGAUAAGGUCCGCCAUGAUAUUAGAAAUAUGCAUAAUUAACAAUAUUGUGAAAAAAUAAGUGCAGAUUUUGAUUUUAUUUUUUUAAACCGAUACAACUUCAGUGCAUUUAAAGGGCUCAGCCAUGAUAUUUUCACAAUUUCAAAAUCCUUUUUUUCUCCUUGAUUCUCACUAUAAAGCUGGAAUUGAAUUGAAAAAAUCUUGUUUUUCCUAAUUUUGUUCAGGUUUUGUUGCUUGCCUUAAACGCUGCGGCGUUGCUGUUAUUUUGUUGUUACGGGGGCCCGUGAGUGCGGGACUGUGCACACACCGGUGUAUUAUUUUAGGGUUGCCCUUGAAUCCUGGGGUCUUGGUAUUGAUCUUUUUCAAACUAAAUAACAAAAGAGCACCGAAACACGCAUUGUUUCAAGAAAGAAGAAAAGCAAUAGGAGGAGAGAGACACGGCCUUUCCACCCAAAACUGGGGGAGGGAGAGGAAGGGGAAGAUUAGGUCAACAUUGAGUUUUACCAACCUUGACACAGUCUCCUCUCUAAAAUGGGGACAAAAUAGCAAGAUGGCUGGCUCCACAGCUGCAGCACUUGGGUUUCUUUUUAUUGCCUUUUAUUUUUGCUUUAUAAAAAAGGCGAUUUUGGGUUUGGACCUCGGAAGUGCGUUUCCAGACGCCCGCGGGCAAACGCCCAAAUCCAGGCGCUGAAAUUAAAUUUCAAUCCGGAAUGAAUUUUUCAAUCUGAAUCUCAAACCCUGAAAAGUUGUGGGUUUUUUUUUUUUUUGGUUUUCUGUUUUGAUUUGAUUUCAACAUAACUUCAUAUUUGCUGGAAAUUAAGCAGGAGUGACUGGUGAAUUCAGAAUUCGGGGGGUGUUUUUCACUUCCCCCCCACACCCCUUGAUUUCUUUCACAUUUUGGGUUGAUCGAAGUGGGGGGGAGAUGGAAAAAAUUUGCCAAGCAGGAUAACUCCUGGGUGGAGGAGAAAAUAGUCUGAAAUGUCAACUUCAUAUUCUUAUUUUUGCAUUUAUCCCCCCCCACCCCCCCAGAGGACCCACCCUCUUCCUGAACCUCUUUUCUAGCGAAUAAUGAAGCGAGUAGCACGGUGACGGAGCAGCAGUGGUGCAGUUAGAGCUGGGUGGCACAUCUGGGUAAAAAAUGACACACAAUGCUCUAAAUUGGAUUAACCAGUCCUGGAGAAUAUUUUAUUCAUGGUUUUAUCCAGGAAGCUUUAACGUGGUGGCUUUUCCAUAUUAUUCUACUCCAAGAAUCCCCAUCUUUGAGCUGCACCCCGUAACUUUCACUUACUCGGAUUAUACCCAGAGAAACUGUUUGGCUGUCAUUUUUAUAUAUUUUUUAAUGGUUUCCUACAUUUUUCUCCAAACAGAGAUGUUGUGAUGCUGCUUUUUCUCUCCCCGCCCCACACCCUCACCCUGAGACCUGGGGAGCGACACCGUGGCCAUGGGGUGGUGGGGGCACCGAUGGGUGCCACAUUUUAAUUACAAAUAACACCAUAUAUUCCAUUUUGGCUCACAGUGAUAUCUUUAAAGUUUAUCAUGCUUUCCUAAAAAAAACCCAGGAAUUGGAACUCGAAAGGCCCUCGUUUCUAUCUGGUUUAACCUGUUUCCAGCCGUUGUGGGAAUAAGUGAAUUUUCUGUGGGUAGCAGCAGUGGGUUUGCACGUCGCACGGCUCUGCAGGGAUGAGGACGCGGUGCUGUGGCGCUCGGCUGCGAGUUGUGGGGAUGCUGUCAUGCCGUAGGUGUGCGUACCGCAACCUUUACCAUCUUUAACUCUGUGUAGAUCAGUUUCUUUUAAACAACGGCUUCCAUGAUCCGUUCCUCCGGCAAGGAGAAGCCACGCUCGAGGUUAUAAUGUGUUUCUGAAUCUAACCUUCCUUUGCACCCGUGUCCUUCGAGGGGAAACCUCCUCCUGCUUGAAAAUUUAUUUAGUUUGGUAAUAUUUUGCAUCGCAGUCUGUUUUCAGGAGUAUCCAUUUGUUUAUUUAUUAGUUAUUUAUUUCUGGGAAAGUUGAUCAAUAUUUAUCAUUUUACAAAUUGCUCUUUGGCAGCCUGGGAGGGGGAGAAAGGGAGCCUGAUGGAGCGAUACCGAUAGAUUCCUUGUGAUAGAACUGAGAUGAAAAGGAUGAAAAUAGACAUAAUAUUAUUAAAGUAGUAGAUAAUAUUUACGCGAACGCCAUAUAAAACGUGAUGGCGCUAUUUGUGUAACUCCAGAAUAAUUUAAAUAUAUAUCAGUGCCGCGAUGCAACGCUGUGAGUAGUUCAGUUCGCGGGUGCAGUCGCGUGGCCCCCGCGAUGCACAAGUCGAGUUUGCAGUAAUGCGAGUGCGGUCGUGAAAUUAGCAUUCUAAAAAUGAGAUUAAUUUAUGUUUUAUUUCGGGUUGAAACCUGCGCUGAUGCGGAUUCAGGAUUUGCGCCGAUUCUUUGGAUGGCACCCGUGGGCAUCCCUCUCAUUUUGGGAACUCCACGGUGCGGGUUUAUCCGUGGAGGGGAGCGCGUGGCCGCCCGAGCUGGGGGUUUGGUGGGACUCCGUUUGUACGUGAAGCGUGUCGCAUCCACCGAAGGGUUUCGUGGAUCCCGCCGUGACCUGCUGGCGUUGCCCAGUUCAUGCCCAGAUCCACAGGGGCAAUUAUUCUCAUGCUGGGGGCUGCGAGACGGGCAGGGGGCCCGCGGUCCUGGAGCUGCCCAUGGAGAGCGCUCUGGUCAGAGGUGCCAUUCACAGGAUUAGUUUGUACAUAACGGGCCAAGCGGGGAGCGAAAGAGGAUGGCGAGCGUGACUGGAGGCUGUGGUUGGUUUUUGGUCGGGAGAUACUUAUUUCCUCUAAUUUCUAAAUUUAUGAGCAUCUAGCAUUACGUAUAUUUAGAAUUUCACGUUUACGGAUUCAGUUUGGCCAUACUGUGUUUUCUGGGGAAGAAGUUUCUAAUUUUUAGCGGUCUUUUAUGGAUUAAUUGCUAGUCAUCUGCCUCCUUUUUGCUUUUGUUUGGUUCCUUGAAUGUCUCUUGAUUAUUUGGUACUAUGUGACGCCAAUUUAGUGGUUAACUAGUAUGCAAACUACAUCUGGACGUGUUGACUUUGCAUUAACAAUCAUUGAUUUGUCUGGAGCAAGGGAAUAGAAAUGAAUGACGCUGUUUACCAUGGAUAGUAUGUGAAAAAUAACCAUUUGCGAUGUGUCUUUCAUCAGCGGCGCAGGGCUGUGGUGUAACUUGUCACAGCGGCUGUUGUGCGAGAGCUGAAUUGUUAAGCCCCGGCACCAGGAGUGGGAAGAGGGAGCAGGGAGGGAGGCGGCACGUGGGGUGCGGUGAAGGCGUUGAGCACGUGCCCUGCGUGGGAGAGACACAGGACGUGGUUACCCCGGUUGGCGCUGGUGAGAGUGGGGUGAAGUUGUAGCGCAAAGGGAAUGGAAAUAGAUUUAUAUAUAUAUAAUAUGCAGCAUGUAAAUAAAGAGGGCUUUUCAUUUGGGGACAUAAUCAAAAAUUUAAUGAUCAUAAAUAAUGAGUUGCUGGGUGGCUUCGGUGGCAGCUGGUUCUCCACAAAGCCGGUGGCCGCGGCAGCGUGUUUGGCUCUGGCUGGAGCAGCAUCUGGUUCCUCCCAUCCCCGCCGGCUCCUGGGGAAGCUGAGAUGCACCUGUAGCUGCUGCACGUUCUGGCGAGUCCUGGGAUGGAUCAUUGCUACAUGCUCGUGUCUUAAGAAGAAGGGAAGGGAUGGAGGAGAUGCCCUUUCUGUGGAGCAGGUCGCUUUCCAAGGCUGACGAGAGCAACAGCAGUGGGCGGAGGAGCUCGUCCAGCAGGGAGUGUUUGAAGAGGAGCCCACGGAGCCCGAAAGCAGAGGGCUCCGAUUCGGCGACAUCUCAGUCCUCACCCAGUGAAGAGGCUGGAAUGAUGACUGAGGUGAAGGUGAAAACAGAGGUACCAGAUGACUACAUCGAAGAGGUGAUCUGGCAAGAUGACACCAAAGAUUCCAAGAAGAACAUAAAAGACGGGCCGGGAGAUGUUCCCGCGGAGAUCUGUGUGGUCAUAGGUGGGGUCCGCAACCAGCAGACGCUCGAUGGAAAAGCAUUGGAACGUGGCUCUCCCGUUGGAUACACGCGAAAUCGAUAUUCAGGGACCUGGAUUUUUGACCAUGCAUUGAGAUACACGUCCGGGUCUUACGAGUGCGGAAUAUGUGGGAAGAAAUACAAGUAUUACAACUGUUUCCAGACCCACGUGCGAGCGCAUCGAGACACUGAAGCUGCCUCAGGUGAAGGAGCCUCACAAGGCAGUGCCCCUCUGGCUGCUGAAAGGGAGAAGAAGCCUCUCUCCAGAGCUGUCUUUGUGCUGCCCCGGGUGGAAGCCACAGAAGCAAACAAUUUUAGGUACACAUGUGACAUUUGUGGGAAAAAAUAUAAAUAUUAUAGCUGCUUCCAAGAACACAGAGACCUACAUGCCGUGGAUGUUUUUAGUGUGGAAGGGGCCCCAGAAAACCGGGCAGACCCCUAUGACCAGGCUGUCAUAGCAGCAGAUGAAGUGAAGGAGGAGGAGCCGGAACCCUUCCAGAAGAUUGGUCCAAAAACUGGCAAUUACACCUGUGAAUUCUGUGGCAAGCAGUACAAAUACUACACUCCCUACCAAGAACACGUGGCGCUGCACGCACCCAUCAAGUUCUCUCGAUCUCCACUCUUCGUGGCAGUGAAGACACAGGCGAGCCAGUCCAGCAAAAAGUCACCGGCUUCAAUAAACCGAUGUUCUACCCUCCUGCACCGCACCCCCUCCGGUGUCCCACCGGCGUCCCAGUCCCAGAUGUUCCGCGCUCCAAAUUCUGGAUCCCCAGGAAGCAAGGCCAUUACAGCAGAAAGUGCUUUCAGCAGGAGAGUGGAAGGCAAAGCGCAGAACAACUUUGAAGAAACAAACAGCAACUCCCAGAACUCCAGCGCUGUUCAUUCGGGGACAGAAAAACCUAAAGAAAAGCGAUGUAAGCAGAAUCCAUCAGAGCCUUACACCUGUGGAGCUUGUGGAAUCCAGUUCCAGUUUUAUAACAAUCUCCUGGAGCACAUGCAGUCCCAUGCAGCUGACAACGAGAACAACAUUGCCUCCAGCCAGCCCCGAUCACCUCUAGCCGUCGUUGAAGAAAAGUGGAAACCACAGCUCCAAAGAAAUAACGCCAACAACACGUCCACGAGCGGUUCGGUAGGGAACAGCGCGAUCCCGGAGAAGGAGCGGCAGAACAUUGCCGAGAGGCUCCUGAGGGUGAUGUGCACUGACCUCGGGGCUCUGAGCGUGGUGAGCGGGAAGGAAUUCAUCAAGCUAGCGCAGACCCUGGUCGAUAGCGGAGCUCGCUACGGUGCCUUCUCUGUCACCGAAAUCCUUGGCAAUUUCAACACACUGGCUCUGAAGCAUUUGCCUCGGAUGUACAACCAAGUGAAGGUGAAGGUCACCUGCGCCCUGGGCAGCAAUGCUUGCCUUGGCAUCGGUGUCACUUGCCACUCGCAGAGCAUUGGCCCCGAUUCUUGCUACAUCUUGACAGCUUACCAGGUGGAAGGCAACCACAUCAAGAGUUACGUCCUGGGAAUUAAGGGCGUAGAUAUUCGCGAUAAUGGUGAUUUUAUCCACCACUGGGUACAGAACGUGCUGUCGGAGUUUGUGAUGUCAGAGAUCAGGACGGUGUACGUGACAGACUGCAAAGUCAACUCCUCUGCGUUCUCCAAGGCAGGCAUGUGCUUGCGUUGUUCGGCCUGUGCCUUGAACUCGGUAGUGCAGAGUGUGCUGAACAAGCGAACACUACAGGCUCGCAACAUGCACGAAGUGAUCGAGCUCCUGAAUGUCUGUGAAGAUCUGGCGGGAUCCACAGGCCUCUCGAAGGAGACCUUUGGCUCCCUGGAAGAGACCUCUCCUCCGCCCUGCUGGAACUCGGUCACCGACUCCCUCCUGCUCGUCCACGAGCGCUACGAGCAGAUCUGCGAGUUCUACAGCAGGGCCAAGAAGAUGAACCUCAUCCAAAACCUGAACAAACACCUGCUCAGCAACCUGGCGGCCAUCUUGGCGCCGGUCAAGCAGGCGGUGAUUGAGUUGAGCAACGAGAGCCGGCCCACCUUGCAGCUGGUCUUGCCCACCUACGUCAAACUGGAGAAACUGUUCACUUCCAAAGCUAACGAUGCUGGCGUGGUCAGCAAACUCUGCCACCUCUUCUUGGAGGCGCUGAAGGAGAACUUCAAAGUUCAUUCGGCACACAAGGUAGCCAUGAUCUUAGACCCUCAGCAGAAGCUGCGGCCCGUCCCACCAUACCAGCACGAAGAGAUCAUCGGCAAGGUCUGUGAGCUGAUCAACGAGGUGAAAGAGUCCUGGGCAGAAGAAACAGAAUUUGAACCUUCAACCAAGAAGCCUCGGGCAGCAGGGGAAGCCACAGCAGCUCAGGAAGAAGAUUGGUUCGGGAAAAAUGAAGUCUAUGAUUAUUUGCAAGAACCUCUCUUCCAGGCCACCCCUGACCUGUUUCAGUACUGGUCGUGUGUUACCCAAAAGCAUACAAAACUAGCCAAGCUAGCCUUUUGGCUCUUAGCAGUGCCUGCUGUUGGUGCCAGAAGCGAAUGUGUAAAUAUGUGUGAGCAGGCUCUCUUAAUCAAAAGGAGACGACUACUCAGUCCAGAAGACAUGAACAAACUCAUGUUUUUGAAGUCCAACAUGCUUUAAGACUGUCUUUUAAUUAAAACAAAACUUUAAAACACUGUUCCAAACAAAGAAAAAGAAUUUUAAGUUCUAAACACUGUGGACCUCAUUAUGAAUGCCCCUGGAAACCAAGUGCUUUUUUAUAUAUAUAUAAAAAUAUAAAUAUAUAUAAAAUUAAGUUUGAAAGGAAAGCUGAGCACGUGAGAGACACGGCCCUCUGCCAGAACGUGCUCCUUUCCAUAGAUAGUGUGUGGACUUGACAGACUUUCUAAUGUUUUCAAGUGGGCAGACCAAUGGGAGGCUGAUGUUCUAAAGUCUUCAGGCAGCUGAGAUCUAAAGUGACUUGAAGUUUCUUUUGUUCCUCCUCCACCCCACCUUUCCUCCCGUCCCCUGGGCCAUCUUCCCAUGGAUAAUCAGACUACAGUGAACAGACCAGUUCUGCACUGGCCUUUGCUCCUCUGAAGAGCUGUACACCUUGAGGGCGUUUGUCUGCAUGUUAUCAGGGCAGCUGUGUUUCAUGAACACACCGUUACCUUUACAAAUCAGGAAGGGAGACUUUAAAGGGGUUUUUUAAUUUUAUUUGUAACUUUUUCUUAUACAUUUUUUCCAAAAGUUACACUGCUGUCUCCACUCCCAGUUUUGGGUUCAUCAUGUUAACUAGGGAUGUAAAGUUUUAUUUAAAACUAAGAGAAAUGGUUCGUUGCAGAAAACGUCUGUUACAUUUCUUGGAUUGAUUUUUUUCCAGCAUAACUUCUUUUCUCAAUUCCCAAUGUUGAUCAGCUUCUCUGUGAAUUUUGCCAGUCGGGGCUUCUCAAACUUGUUCUGGAGUAGCCCAUUUACAAUUUAAUAAUAUCCUUAUGGGAACCACAGCAGUUGCUUUUAUGGAAAAGCUAAAAACCAGGCAAAUGAAGCGAGUGGUGAUAGCACAGGUGUCUCUGGGCCACCAGCAAGCUCGCCAGGCUCUGCCGGCUGCCAUUGAGAACCCUCGUACCUAAACCUGCUGCAAAAAGGUUUCUCAGUGCACGCACUCAGAACAACCCUCCCAAGGCCAAGGACAAACCAAGGUGUAUGAUUUUCAGGGGAACAAAGAUCAGUUUUGUCAAACUGGGGUUUGAAGGAAGCUUAAAGAAGUGCAUGGGCUCAAAAAUCCUUCUGAAUGUAAGUGCUCCUGAUUGAGUGCAAAGAAUAUCUUCCCGUUUUAUUUCGAAUGGUUCCUCUAGUAGCACGAAUGUCUUUUUAAUACCUACAGUGCAUUACACUACUUGUUACGUUGCCGAGUCAUUCUGGCUAGGAAGGCCACGGGCCCUUGAGCGUUCACACUUACUGGCUCACCCCAAAUGCAAUUAGAGAUCAUCGUAACCCAGAAACACCUCAGUCACUCUGCUGUCCCCCCAGCCAGGGCUCCGCUGUGUCUGGUGCCCAUCAGCACAGCUCAGGGGCUGCCGGACGGGAUCUCUGCAGGCUGUCAGGUUCGGACAAUUCCCAACUGCUGGUGCCAAACUGUUAAUUUUUCAUCACUGGGACUUGUAUCCUGGAGGCAAAUUGAAGCAAAUUCUCAUUUUUGCAGUUGUCUCUCCUGCUUGCAGCAGUGUGCUCCAGAGCUGCCGUCCCAGGGGCCGCAGCAGCGUCGGGGGUUCGGGAGGAAGGACUCGCUCGGCUCCGAGCAGGCUGGAGCCCUUCGGCAGCGCUGGGUGUUCGCUGGUUGCUGACGAUGCGGUGGUGAGACCGGGACUCUCUUAUAAGUGCUGCUCUUAAACAGGUGUUAAACCAAGAUCCCACCUGCUCAUCUCUGGUUGUAGUGAAAGUUGCAGGUCCCAAGACAUGAGAAAUGGCAAAUCUUAUCUCUCAGGCUUUGUGUUCAGAUGCCUUGAACCUGACAGGCUCUACCUGACAGCUUCACUGCCGUGGGCUCAGCCAGGGGCACAGUUUGUGUGCUGGAAACCUUCUCUAGGUCAAGGUUACUGAGGGUGGCUCUUUGCACCCUUUUCAGCCUGGAGACGACCUACUAGCUUUGGUCUAGCACUUGUGUUGACCUCUCGGCACCGUUACUGGCAUCAGGGCAAAACCAGUUGUCUCCUAAAUGUCAGUUUUGCAUGUAGACAUGGUCUGCAACCCACGGGCAGCUGCAGGGGCACUGGAAUUUGAGCAGCCAAGGCGGAGGCACUUGGGCAUCUGAUUUCUCUGGCAGUGGCUUUGGCAACUGGAGGUGUUGGUUGUAGGGCCAGCUUCUCCUCUUCCUGGUUUUAUUUUCUCCCAUACAAACCCUGCUUGCCCGGCUACUAGUUGGGUCCAUCUGUUUGCACUUCUAGUGCAGGAGAAACCAGUAACAACCAAUAACUAAGUCUCCAACUACAAACAAAAAACCCAAGUGAGAUGUGUGCCGGUAACAGAGCGUUUGUGCUGUGCUGCUGUUCCCACUGAAAAGCACAAGGUAUUCUGCGGAGAGAAAACUCGGCAUCUGUGAAUCCAAAGCAAGAUUAACUUCUGAGGCUGCAGAGCGUGCACCGUGCAGCUCAGCUGAUGGGCAGGAUGGGGACAGGGUUUGUAGUUUUUUCUCCUGAUGGCACAUUACCCCUUUUUGCUUGGUUUACCUGAGACGUCGGGAGACACUCACGAGUUCCCUGAUGCUCAGGCAGACGUGUAGAACACUCGCACUCCUUUGGAAAGAAAGCCUCAAACCCUAACCCUCCUUUGCUAAGGGACAGGUUGGCAACUUCUGUGGGAUUUGCUAACUCAGGCUUGUUGUGUUGUCUCUCUGCAAGGCAUUAAGGGUGGGACAAAGCAGAGUUACUGGAGGUUUAAAGCCCUGGAAUUGAGAAUGAGGUAGAAUUGCGGUCAUUCAUGCAGCCGUUUGAUGCCAGGCUGUGCACAGAGGUUGGCUGGACCUGGUUACAGACCCAGGUUGUGCGAAUGGGGAGGACACAGCCACCCCAAAUCCCAGCCUGUCUCCCCUAACCCUGUCUGCAGUCUGGUUUUGGUUGUGGUUUUCUUGCUGGGACAGCCAAAUAGACUGACUGGCCCCGUCUCCCAUCCGAGUACCUGCCCCUGCACCACAACUGUGGUUAUAGUUGCACUAGUGAUGGAUGUUAAGCAAACAUACAGCGUUGUCUGGUAGAUGCGAUUCUCCCAAAGACUUAAAAACUCAGCUUAGCAGCUGAAAAAGCAAAGUAAAUCCCUAAGCCCUAAAAUGGCACGAUCUGGAAAGUCAGUGAGAAGAGGAGCUGGUUGGCCAGCCCCCUUUGCAAGUCUGUGGAAGGAGCCGCAGCUCUUCCCGAGUCUUAGACGUGGUUACAGGGUGUUCUGCUCGAGCUGUUCCUGCUGUGUCUGCUCACUGCCCGACUUCUGUGUGGUUAACUUAAUGCUGCUUUAAAAGGAGAGAAGCACAUCUGGAGCACAUGUAUUUACCCUAAAUGCUUUUGCUCCUGUUUCUCCUUCCCUCUUCAAGACUUGGAUUUGCAUUCUAGGGAUCAUGGAUACUUUACCAAGGUCUCAAUUCUGGAAGCUUUUAAUUUGCCAGGUUAGUCCAACCCAAGCUCUUCUGUGAUUCUGUUCUGCGAUUGCCUCGGUGGUUUGGAGCAGCACUGGUGGUGGACAACCAGAGGGGAAGAGGCUCUGCUAGUUUGGCCAGAGCUGCCAUGAGGUCCUGCUCCCUUUGAGCUGGGAGGAGAGCUCCUCAGAGCUGGGAUCAUCCUCUGGUAGGUCACGUUGGGAAUUUGCCUUCUGCUUGUUGCCUUUACUUGUGCUGGAGAAAUGUGUUGGGAUAAAAAAUGGUGUAUGUGUCCUCCAGGCAUUCCUUUUGUAUCUGCCAACCUUGCAGACUUCUCUUGCUGACUUCACAGUUUGCUUUGGGGGGUUAUGAUCUUCAGGUGGGGAGCAAGCACCAACAGGAGACAAACUGUCUUCCAGUCCUGUCUGAAGAUCCUUGUUACUAGAAAACUGAGAAAGUGGGAUACAGAGGCAGAGCUCUUUGAAACAGAAGGUUGUUUCUGAGUGAGUAUGGCAGCCAGAGGGUCAGUGGAGAACACGGGGCCCAGAGUUGUCCCCUGUCUGUCUCUUCUCGCCGUGUCUCUAGCAGCUGAUAGCAGUUGUGCUCUCCCUUCAAGAGAGGCUCGGUAUCUUGCACCUGGGUUGUUUUCAGAUGGAAGUAAACUUGUUAAAGCUCUGUGUCUGUUCUAAGAAAACUGAUUUGGUUGUGUUUGAACUAGUGCAAUCUGGAGAACUUUCUGUUAAAGCCAACCAUGGGCUCAGGUUUUGUCUAAUAUGUCUGUUAAUUGCUGGUUAAACCAGUUUAACUUAGAUUGGUUUAAGCAUCAACCACCUGCACUGGUGUAACUGCGCUUGCUGGGUGUUCUCCCACUGGUCAGAGAACGUCCCCAAGCAGCUCAGGGAGUCGUGACCCUUCCAUGGAUUUUGCAAAUGAAGUUGUGGCAGAUACUCUCAAAGCUCGGGAAUCACUGAAAGUAGAGGGGAGACACUUCUAAAAGUUGCUUGAGCUCUAAAUUGCGGUAUCUGAGUUAAUACAGCGUUGAGAUGUCUCAGGUUGGCUGGUUGGGUUUUCACCGACUGCUCGCAAUAACAUGAAAGGUUUGGCGUGAGAAGAAAUGAUGUAUGUUCACCUUGGUGGGUGAGUCCCCUCCACCUCGCCUGCUCUGAGGGACCUUUUCCACCUUCCAGAUCCCGCGGUAGCCGCGUCAGGGCAACGUGUUGCACAGGAGCAGGGCGACUGAGACUCGGUGCCGCUUGGAGAACGCCGUGUGGAUUUCCAGGCAGCACCAAGUUACGGUAAAUCAAAAGACAAUAAAAAGGCAGCCAAAAAGUUACUCAAAGGCUGGGAGCGCUGCGUUGUGCUGAGGAAGGGCUGAUCUCUAAUUGCAUCUCUCUGGCUGAAGGAGGAGAGGAGCUCCCGUGGGCAUUCAGAGGGAGCACACGCAGGAGGGGGCGAGGUGUUGCCUAUGGAACAAUUAGAAGUAAUGGGAUGAAAAUGAACAAAAAGACACUAAAGGCAGGUUCUGGGAAACCUUUACAGUGAGGAGAAAUCUGUUCAUCUGGGAGGAGUCUGUUACGGGAGCGUUUUUUGAGCCCAGGCCGCACAGCUGCACGGAGCACACUCCUUAGGGCACAGGCUGCGUUGGGCCUUGCCAAGAGAAACGCAGCUGAGCAAUGAUUCCUGCGUGUCGAGUCCCGUCCUGCCCCGUGGGUCCAGGAGGGUUCACAGAGCAUCUUCCUCUGCGUCCUCCUCGCCACCGGCACCAGACCCCUCCCAGCACUCCAGUACGUACAUGAACCAGGUUUCAGAAAGGAGGGAGGUGGCUGAUGGGCAGAAGGGGCAGAGGAGCAAACACCAGUUGAGGAGCAAACGUCUUGUCAGCCCUUACAGUGCCAAGGUGGACAAAUCGGGGUGGGGGAGAGUAUUCAAUGUUUUGCUGCUUCUGCUGUGCAUUUUCUGCGCUACACCAUGAUCUUGGAUCAGUUGGGAAUACCCCGAGACACUGGCUGAGACUCCAGGUCCUGUGUCAGGUACUUGACGAUGUCGCCCCGUAGCAAUAAGAGCUCCCUUUUCCCAGCGCGGGGCCUGUCCCCACGCCACGGGCUGUCACCUCCCGGGGGCCUCUGGAAACAUUACUGAGCAAAACGAGCAGUAGUGAAGAUCCGGAGAGGUAAAGCCAAGCACAGCUCCGAGUCAAAUGCCUCGUUAGUCCUGUGGGAUAGUGUGCUUAUGCUAGGCCAGAAAUGGUGAACCAAUGAGAGUGUAUUGCCCUGAAAUUUAAUUUUAUAUAUUGAAUGUUUGAGGGAUUUCUGUUUAAUUUUGGUUUCUGUUUGGCUGGUUAGUUGGGUUUUUUACUACUCCUUUGUUUUAUAACUUGACGGAAGAGUUUUGCUCACAUUAGACAACAGUGUAGACCCUUUAGGGUUAAUGACCUGUAGGCAGCUGAGUUUGAAUUUUUUAGAAUAGCUCCUGGAAUGGGUCACAGAAACGGCUCAUGGAUGCACAACAGCGACCACUGACUGAAGGAUUCUCUCCCUUCCCAUCGCUGGCGCGUCCCUGGCAGUGGUGAGCGUGUCCGGUACCGGGUGAGCGGCGCAGCCUUAACGAGACGAGUAUCCGGCAGUGAGUUGAUGAGAACAGGCAUGUCAAACCCUUGCUUUUUACAACCAAAGUUCCUUAAAAAGACACUCCCAGCCUCAUCAGCGCUUGUUUUCAGUCUUUGGGGGGUUCUUGUGGCGGUCUCUGCAAUGGCUGUGUAUUCUGGAAGGUGCAACAGCCUUAGAAGCUGUUUUCCACAGUCCCUUUGAACUCAUUGGGACUUUAAUUUUAUUGGUUUUGUAAUUAUUUAAAAGGAAAACUGAUAGCGGAUGAACUGAAGCAUUGGUGACAGGUGACUAGCCAAGGCUGUCGGUCCAGGAGGAACACACAGCGUCCAGAGGGCAGGACUCCGGUCCGCGCCGUAGCCAGAACGUGUCGUGCCGACAAACUGAACCGUCAGGAGAUCCUUGUUUGCAGCCAGUCCGAAAAGAGAAGCUGUUCCUCCUUCCUAUGUUCAUUUUUCCAAACCUCCCGUUGGGAGCUGAAUUCUUGUUGUUUCAUCAAGCAAACAAUUAACGUUCUCCUCUCCCUCCUCCCCACCCCUCCCCUCGGUGACUCGUGUGCGUUUCCUUCCUUUCUGUAGAUGCAGAUGUUCUAGGCAAUACCACAGAUGCACCUGCGUGUGUCUCUACCUGCGAGUGCAAGAAUCUCAUGUCAUCUUAAAAAAUACAAAAAAAAAAUAUACAAAAAAUAUACAAAAAAUAUCUUUUUUAGGCCAGAGUUUUCUACAGGUAUUAAUGAAUAUUUUUCUUAAUCCUUAUAAGUUUUAUGUGUUUAAUAUUUCUUAAUACCGGUAGCAUUAAUUUAUACUUUUGUAGCAACACAAUAUUUUUAUAAACCGCCACCGCUGGCUUUGUCUUCAUAACGGGGAAAAGUGCGGGCAGCUGGCCCCGCGCUGAACCAUGUACUGUAUUUAAAAGGUUAUCUAAUGUCACACUUGCUGUGUUAAUAAACAAAACAAAACCUGUUUGAAGUCUCAUGUAUUGUUGGUGUGGAUCGAAUGACUCAAUAGAGAGCAAUAUUGCACGGGGUUGAGUUGCUGAUUUUCGUUGUGAUAUAUGAACGCUUGAGGCCAACUCAAGUUCUUCUGGUUUUCUUUUUAGGAUUUUGUUUUGUUUCGUUUCGGUUUUUUUUUACAGCUAAAUAAAUUCAGUGCUGUUUGAAACUUAGACUGACGUCAAAUGAAAAGGAUUAUUAAAGAAAAAAUAAAUCAAGGUGUUUAAAUGUUGCUGUUUUUACAAGUCUGUUGCUGUCUGAAUGGAAAUAUUCCACAAGAGAGGAGGAAUAGUUCCACUUAGUUUCCAAACGAGCUGAGCGCUCCGGGCUCAGUUAUUUGGAGAUAACUUAGAGACAUGUUUCUGCAACAUUCUUUUCAGAGUUGAUGCCAAGGCAGAAGACAAACUGUAACUGUAAGAGAGCAUCCGUUGCUUGAGGAUUUUCAUGUCAGUGUUGUAUUUAUGGUUUUACAAUAAAACAACCUUUAGGAAAAAAAAA
This is a messenger RNA of Columba livia (rock pigeon), 15190 nucleotides long. RefSeq names its product zinc finger protein 618 (gene ZNF618). Bases 4678 to 7635 code for a protein of 985 amino acids. Gene Ontology annotation, molecular function: protein dimerization activity. The transcript is spliced from 17 exons. Lineage: Eukaryota; Metazoa; Chordata; Aves; Columbiformes; Columbidae. The record is from RefSeq and is a predicted model, not a curated record.